Molecule: messenger RNA, 4309 nt
Organism: Biomphalaria glabrata
Lineage: Eukaryota; Metazoa; Mollusca; Gastropoda; Planorbidae
Product: polypeptide N-acetylgalactosaminyltransferase 5-like
Exons: 11
Coding region: 444-2357 (637 amino acids)
Cellular component (GO): Golgi apparatus
Source: RefSeq, a predicted model, not a curated record
GCAUGCGUGUGUGCGAAAGAGGGCGUGUAUGGGUGGGUGUAACUAUGUGUGCUUAAUAGAGCGAACUUGGCUCUAAAUAAAAACGUGUGGUGUAUAUGCAGUGCUAAAAGACUACUUCUGGAGACAGUCAUUUGUGUUCAAUAGGAAUUAUCUUUGUUUUGAUGUGCUAAAUAUAUCACCUUAUAGGGGCUAACUACAGGAUGUCUGUUGUAUUCAAAGACGCCUGCUAUUCUGUAGAAUGCAUGAUGUCAAGGAUAUUACCAAUUCACUUAUACAGAUAGAACAUCAAUUAGUUAUUCAGUUGCUACCUAGAUACCGCUCUGUUAAGACACAAAACAUAUGGGGAUAUAUUGACUAGCCCUUGAAGAUCAGCAGGUAUAAAAAGACAUAUCAGAUCAACAAAACGAACUCCUGUUCCACUGAAUAACCGUUAAAACAUUACAAUGAGAAGAUCUACCUUGCACAGAUACUUGAAGAGAGCUUUAAUAGGUCUACCUAUUCUCUGGAUAAUGUACAGCAUAUCUGAAAUUUUCAUGAGAAAUGAGAAUGACCUAAGCUUACAAAAUCAUUUAGAAAAGGAUCCAGGGAAUUUGAAAAAUUCGUUUGAGGCCAAAGAAUUGAAAGUCAAUCUAAAUGUCCAGCAGGUGGACGACAAGAAGGUCAAUCUAGAUGUCCAAGUUCCAGUUCAAGAGAAGAUUGUAGUCCAGGGAGCAGUAAAAGGAAAUUCCCAACAGCUUGAUAAACUCAGUGCCCUAGGUGGGACAUUGGUGGAGAAAAAGUCGCCCGAUGCAUAUAAUGGUGUAGAGUUACCGGUCUUUAACAAUCAACUUGAUGCAAACGGACCAGGAGAAGCUGGUCAAGCAGUGGCUGUGAAUGUGAAAAACUUGUCAGAAGAUGAGAAGACCAAGUUCAACAGAGGCUGGACAGACAACAGCUUCAACCAGUAUGUCAGUGACAUGAUCUCAGUGUACAGGAAGUUGCCAGAUGGACAAGGUCCGGUAUGCCAGAGUAAGGCUGAACUAUUUAAGACACGCCAGCAAGAAGUCAGUGUUAUAAUCAUCUUCCACAAUGAAGCCUGGUCAGUGCUUCUCAGAUCUGUUCACAGCAUCUUAGGCAGGACGCCAGAACAUUUGCUCAAAGAAAUCAUUUUAGUGGAUGAUUUCUCGACAAAAGAACACCUGAAAGCUCCAUUAGAAAAAUAUUUCAACGAGUAUCCAAAAGUGCAAAUAGUUCGAGCCACCAAGCGACAAGGUCUGACCCGUGCCAGGCUUCUAGGUUACUACAUCUCCACAGCUCCAAUUGUUGUCUUCUUAGACUCCCACAUUGAAUGUUUUCCAGGAUGGGCUGAGCCUUUAAGUUAUCGCAUCACCGAGGAGCCAACUGUGGUGGCGUUUCCCAGUAUUGAGGUCAUCAACGAUGAAACUUUUGCGACGGUUGCUAACCCUAACGUCAACCAGAACGGGAUUUUCCGCUGGAAAGAUUUAACAUUUCAAUGGCAGAGUGUGCCUGACUUUGAGUCCGCCAGAAGAAAAAGCGAGGCAGACCCCAUCAGGUCACCCACUAUGCCUGGAGGUUUGUUUGCCAUCGGUAGAGAACUUUUCGAGAGACUUGGGACCUAUGACCCUGGGCUCGACUAUUGGGGAGGGGAGAACAUUGAAUUAUCUUUUAAAGCCUGGAUGUGUGGAGGCAGUGUGGAGCUGAUCCCUUGUUCCCACAUCGGCCACAUCUUUAGACGUACCAACCCAAUCAAGUGGAACAGCAACAUUGGCAGCAAAAAUUCAAUUCGUGUUGCGGAAGUCUGGAUGGACGAAUAUAAGAACUACUUCUACGAGAGAAUCUUAUAUGCAUUGGGAGAUUACGGAGACGUGUCGGAACGAAAAGAACUCCGCCAAAGGUUAUCGUGCCAUACUUUCCAAUGGUACCUUAAAAAUGUGUACCCUAAUCUGGAGAUACCCUCGAGAAUGAAGUAUGCAGGGGAGAUUCGUAGCUUUGCUUCCCCUCGCUGCGUUGACAGUAUGGGUGGACCCAAUGACAACCAACCUGCACCCAAAAUGUACCCGUGUCAUGGUCAAGGUUACAACCAGUUCUGGUACAUGACAGAGACUGGCCACAUCAUGCAGGACGAGUGGAAGAUCUGUGUGUCCGCCAACAACGGUGUGGUCAGCUCAGUUUCCUGUGAACAGUCUUCACCUAUAUGGCGGUACCGAGAGGAUAAGACUCUAGAGCACAUCCCAACUGGUCAGUGCUUAACCUCUGGGGUCAACGACGAUAACAUCACCUUGACCAGUUGCUCAGAUUCAAAGUGGCAGAAAUGGGAGCUCCAGUUGAGGAGAACAGACAUAACAUUCCCAGAAUGAUUUGUAGCAGAUCUUGUUGAUCACGUGAUGUUGUGUUAUUUGAAAGGAAGGAAAUGUAUGCUGAAUGGUGGACGUGUGCAGGAAUGUCCAAAUGAUUGAACUAGUUUUUAUUGAGUGUGUUUCUGAAAAAAAGACAUAGUAUUGGACUUUAAUGAUUGACGCAUAUGUGUUCUAAGCUUAUUGCUUGUUACAUUGUUGAAAUAAAACGAAUCUAGAAAGCUAGUUACUGCCCUUGAUUAGAGUAUCAUUAAAAUGUUCGAGUGUACCCACUGUCUCUUGCCAAUAUUUUGAGUGUUAAAAGAAUUGUACAUUGUGCUCACUUGUAUUACAUUAUCAACCUUUCGCAUGUUAUAGAAUUAUUUAUAUUUAAAUUAUUGAGAAUUUGUUUCCUAUGUAGACUGCCUUCUGACAAAAGAGAAGAGCACGUGAAAUAAUUCUUACUGGUAACAUUGUACAAUGCACUUUUUUUUUCUGCGCUUUUCUAGAACUAAUUUUGUAACGUGGGAGUUGGUGUUGUGUGGUCUUUAUGAGAACUACUGGGUUAUUUUGGGUAUAUGCUAUGGAAAAAAAAAAGUUUUCUUAGAUUUCAAUCUGCCAUUGUUAGAACGAUUGUGUGUCAAUGGUGAGGUAAUGGAGCUGACCUUUAAGGCUAUGUAUGUCUCACAACUAUUUGGCUUCAGUAAUUGAUCUCAUGUACACAUUCCAAUCAAUACAACCUAUCAAGUGCGGAAGUAAGACAAUCUUUUUAUUCACCUGUCAGUUACAAAAACAAUGAAGUUGUGCGUGUCCUGACGGCUAGAUCUGUGUCUAGUUUGAUACUCUUUGUGUUUGUGGUGGUUCAUUCACUUUGGUCUAUAACUAUAGAUACAACUUUUAUGUCCAUGAAAUCCUUCACUGUUCUGGUAACAUGGCAUGGAGUUUGAACAAUUACUUUUUUAGAGGCUUUAGUAUAUAAAGACUUAAGUAUAUGAAGGCUUUAGUAUAUAAAGACUUAAGUAUAUGAAGGCUUUAGUAUAUAAAGACUUAAGUAUAUGAAGGCUUUAGUAUAUAAAGACUUAAGCGCAAUGGACGUUUGAAAUCCUAGUGCAUCGUGAAUAUUAAUUUAUAGCUACUUGAGUAUUAUUUUUUUUUUAGCUCCAAGCAAAUAGUGACUGGCUAAAAGACAGUGUAGUGGGUUGGGGGUGGAGCUAACAAGACAGUGAAAUGGGUCUGGGACUUGAGGGGUGGAGUUAACAAGACAGUGGAAUGGGUCUGGGGCUUGAUGGGUGGAGCUAACAACACAGUGGAGUGGGUCGUGGAUAUGGGGCGAGGGUGGAGCUAACAAGACAGUGGAGUGGGUCGGAGUUUUGGGGGUGGAGUUAGCAAGACAGUGGAGUGGGUUGGGGUGGGGCUAACAAGACAGUGGAGUGGGUUGGGGUGGAGCUAGCAAGACAGUGGAGUGGGUCGGGGACUUGGGGGUGGAGCUAACAAAACAGUUGGGUGGAGUGGAUCUAACAAGACAGUGGAGUGGGUUGGGGUGGGGCUAACAAGACAGUGGAGUGGGUUGGGGUGGAGCUAGCAAGACAGUGGAGUGGGUCGGGGACUUGGGGGUGGAGCUAACAAAACAGUUGGGUGGAGUGGAUCUAACAAGACAGUGGAGUGGAUUGGGGUGGAGCUAACAAGACAGUGGAGUGGGUUGGGGGUAAAGCUAACAAAACAGUGGGGAGGGGUUGGGGGUUGAGCUAACGAGACAGUGUAUUAACAAUACGUGAUAAUCUAAGCAAUAUUUUCCCGCCUUUAUGAGCAGACGAGUUAGUCUAAGCAAUACUUCCCGUCUUUAUCAGCAGCUGUUGCUAAGAUGCCUUAUUUUUUUAUUAUAUAAUUUGUUGAUUGACACAUUUCAUAUUUAUGUGAUGACAUUAGCGGAAUUAGUUAUUGAUUCUCGUAAUAAAUUAUUGAUGAACAAUUGAAAA